Xiphias gladius (swordfish) is the source of this 1998-nucleotide messenger RNA. It is a transcript of the gene samd14, whose product is annotated as sterile alpha motif domain containing 14. NCBI's taxonomy places the organism in Eukaryota, Metazoa, Chordata, Actinopteri, Istiophoriformes, Xiphiidae. The transcript is spliced from 11 exons. Gene Ontology annotation, cellular component: cytoplasm; postsynaptic density; actin cytoskeleton. Gene Ontology annotation, biological process: neuron projection development; actin filament organization; calcium-mediated signaling. The record is from RefSeq and is a predicted model, not a curated record. The coding region runs from base 1 to 1371 and encodes 456 amino acids. Gene Ontology annotation, molecular function: actin filament binding.
AUGUGCAGUCCUCACGCCUUCAGAGGUCUGUUUGAGGACCUGAACGAGGCGAUCCCAGAGACCGAGCUGCUGGAUAACAGCAUCCAGAAAGGCCGAGCCCAGCUGUCCGUCAAAGCCCGAAGGCACCGCCCCUCCAGGUCCCGUUACCGUGACAGCGUGAGCUCGACGGAAGGGGACGACAGCCUCGACAGGAAGGACAGCCCGUUACACUCUGCCCGCUCACCUCUCCACCUGGCCAUGCGAGGCUCCUCUCCCUCUCCCGAUUCGCUGCUGUCGGCUCGAAGCCCCGCCUUCUCCUUCGACACGUCCCUGAGAAAACCUCGACAUGAAUCUGUGUCCUGCUUCACUUUGAUUCCUCAGGUGCGUCGCUCUCCAGAGGACGGAGGCGCGUCAUUGGCCGCUCCCCCACGGGGGCGGUACCACCAGCUGACCAAUGCGACGUCUCAGGAGGCUCUGGUGACGCCCAGCAGCUCGCCGUCCAAAUCCUGUCCGUCCUCCAACGGCUCACCUGUUUACAUGAGGAGGAACCGGAGGCCCGACAGCGAAGUGUUGGUAUCUGAUACGAGUCGGGACACCAGUCCAGCUGAUCCCGGCAGUCCAACCGUCGUCUUUGACAAGAAAACCAAGAGACGCUUCCUGGACCUGGGGGUGACUCUGAGACGUUCGUACAUCAGGGUGAGGAAAGAUAAAUCCAACAGGCUCUCUGUGGGCAGCAGAGAGCCAUCUGAGAGUCCGUCUCGCUCCUCUGGAUCCUUCGUCCCGUUCUCCUGGUUCACUGAAGGACGGGGGUCACUGUCCUCUUCGGGGACCCCCCCCUGCUCCCCCAAAAUCCCGCCGCUGAGCUCCCCAAGACCUCGCAAGUCUCACUCCCAGGAGUCGGCUCUCAGCGAGGAGUUUUCUCCUCCUCACACCUCCUCCUCCACCUCUCCUCCUGUCGACUCCUCCUCCUCCAGAUCCUCCCAUCCAUACCACACCCUGUCCCAGUCCUCUGAUGAGUCGAUACAGAAAUGCCAGCAACAGACACGGAGACACCGUCCUCAGCGUCCUCACCUCCCGCAGCCCAGCGAUGAACCGUCCUGUGUCGUCUCCUCGUGGACGACUCAGCAGGUCUGUGAGUGGCUCAGAGGACUCAACAUGGAGCAGUAUGUCCCCGAUUUCAGUGCGAGAGACAUCGACGGACAGCAGCUGCUGCAGAUGGACGGCAGCAAGUUGAAGAGUCUGGGCGUGCUCAGUUCCUCUGAUCGCAGCGCUCUGAAGCGUCGCAUUAAAGACAUCCACACUGCAGCAGAGAAGGAGAGAAAAGCUCUGGACAAACUGGAGAAACAGAAAGAGAAACAAAGAAGGAAAGACCAGGAGCAGCGCAGGAACUGAAGACCGCCAGCAGAGGGAGACAGAGGGCGACCAGGGGAGAGGACAGGUAGAAGGCGAGAGAGACAUAAGGGAGGAAGAGAGGCAGGGAUGCAUGUGAGGACGACAAAGAGACAGUUCUUACAGGGUCCAGGGUUGUAUGGAACAGAAAGAAAGGGGAUCGGAGACCUGUAGGUGUGAACACUCAAAGAAAACAAAACAAACCAUCUUUCCACACGUCCUGGAAAACCUGGAAAUCUCUAGUGCAGCCUUCCAGACAUGGAAAAGUCCUGGAAAAUGACAACUGUAAUCAUCAUGUCCUGGAAAGUUUGAUGAGAGCAGAAGAAGAAAAAUCAGGUCCUGGAGUCUGAACUGAGGCCGAAUCCUGACAUGAAGGAAAAUAGUUGAACGGUUAUGAAAUAUUUCAGGCUCUGCUGUCACUAAAGUCUGUUUCUUACGGUGGCCCUUGAGGACAAAUCCAGCAGUGCAACAAAUUGCAAUAUUUUCCCUGUCACUCGCUUUUAUUUUCUAAAGCCGAGUCUUAAUAUUUCUGUUUCUGAGGUUGUUUGUGUCGUCAAUCAUCCAAACUAGGAUUAAUGACGACCUUUCGCGUGAAAAAAAACGAGAGACUAAAACUGAACAAAAAGUGAC